This is a messenger RNA of Pollicipes pollicipes, 2484 nucleotides long. Its product is annotated as transcription factor hamlet. The transcript is spliced from 6 exons. Gene Ontology annotation, molecular function: protein binding. The coding region runs from base 14 to 1642 and encodes 542 amino acids. Gene Ontology annotation, biological process: regulation of gene expression. Gene Ontology annotation, cellular component: nucleus. Lineage: Eukaryota; Metazoa; Arthropoda; Thecostraca; Pollicipedomorpha; Pollicipedidae. The record is from RefSeq and is a predicted model, not a curated record.
GCUGCACCUAGCCAUGACGUCGAUGCCGGCGGAGCUGGAGCUGCGGCAGAGCGCCGUCGGCCGCGGCCAGGGCGUCUGGACCCGGCUCCGGGUCGAGGCCGGCCGUCGGUUUGGCCCCUUCCUCGGCAACUGGACCGUGCAGCCCGUCAACGACCAGUACGCCUGGGAGAUCGUGACUCCCGACUCCGACAUGAAAGGCUACCUGGACGGCAGCGAGUUCGGCAACUGGCUGAGGUUCGUGGCCUCUACGCAGGACGCGAGUCAGCAAAACGUGCAGCACAUCUUGCUGUUCGGAUCGCUUUAUUACGAGACAAUGGUGGACAUUGAACCGGGCACUGAACUUCUUCUAGCAAGGAAGGUCCCUAUUCUCCUGAACAAGCUGAAUGAUUCAGCCAUAGAUAAUUCAGAGGGCGACCGGUCAGAGAGCGCCGACGAGAAGAAGGCGGAGCAGCAGAGGAGGGAGGAGGAACUGAUCGACGAGGAAGAGGAGAAGGAGAAGUGCAUCACCUGUGGCAAGACAUUCCUCUCAAUCUUCGAACUCGACGAGCACGCCGCAGCGGUGCACCACUACCCGGCGGGCGCGUUCAAGUGCGACUACUGCGCGCAGGCGUUCGCGCUCAACGCCAACCUCAUCAAGCACAAGGCCGACCAGCACGGCGAGUACCGCAAGUACCCGUGCGAGAACUGCACGCGCGUGUUCCGAGACCCGGGCGCGCUGCAGAAGCACAUCCGGGCGCAGCACGUGGGCGCGCGCGCGCACGCCUGUCCCGAGUGCGGCAAGACGUUCGCCACGUCGAGCGGUCUGAAGCAGCACACGCACAUCCACUCGAGCGUGAAGCCGUUCCGCUGCGAGGUGUGCCAGAAGGCGUACACGCAGUUCUCCAACCUCUGCCGUCACAAGCGCAACCACGUCGACUGCCGCAAGCAGAUCAAGUGCGGCCGCUGCGGGCAGGUGUUCAGCCACGAGACGUCGCUGACGAAGCACAAGCGCUUCUGCGACUCGGCGCCGGCGCCGCUGUUCGGCGGGGAGAAGCCGCCCGCCGCCCCGAUGACGCUGCCACCCAACGCGAAUCCGCUCAUGUCCUUCUACCCGCGCCCCAAAGACCGCUACUCGUGCAAGUUCUGUGGGAAGAUCUUCCCGCGCUCGGCCAACCUAACGCGCCACCUGCGCACGCACACGGGCGAGCAGCCGUACAAGUGCAAGUACUGUGAGCGCUCGUUCAGCAUCUCGUCCAACCUGCAGCGGCAUGUCCGCAACAUCCACAACAAGGAGAAGCCGUUCCGGUGUCCGCUCUGCGACCGCUGCUUCGGCCAGCAGACCAACCUGGACCGGCACCUGCGCAAGCACGAGCAGGGCGUGGCGAACCUGGGCUCGGACAGCCCCGACUCGACGCACAACGAGCCCGGCUACACGGACGAGAUCCGCAACUUCGUCGACAAGGUGACCGACAGCAGCGCCAUCUAUAACUCGAGCGAUGAUGACGAGGCGCCACCUGGCAAGAGGGCACGCUCCGUGUCGCCGUCGCCCACCAUGGUGCCGAGCUCCUCCCGUCUGGCCUCCAUCGAGCCGACGGGGUCACGGACCGCGCCCCUGGAGCCGUUCGACAGGCAGCUGGACCGUGUGACGUCACCGAGCAGUUAAGCGGGCGCGAGGACCCCGGCGUCGUCCGCCGUGCGGCCGCACCCGCUGUGGGCUAAUGCUUGCAGCCGGAGACGCUGGGCAUGGCUGACGGCGCGGUGGAACGUGGAGGCGUGUUUCGGCGUUCUAGUCUGCGGCAUUGUUUUAUGUGUGCGUGGUCGGCCAGUUUAGAUGGUUAAAGUAUUGUACAUCUGCCCACACUAGUAUUAUGCGUGUACAGAAUGGGAUCAUUCGUGAUUGUGAUAAUGUUGGGGGUUGGUGUUCUCGCUACGUUUCAGUUCCUAUGGAGUUUGUCACCAAAGGUCACGCGUUUGGUUGCGUGAGUCACUUUGACGUGGAAAGAGCUUGUGACAGAUGCCACGAUGCGCUGCCGCACCACUAUGAAGCUUUACGACCCCGGUCCGACAAUGACUAUGACCUCACCUUACACGCCGUGUCGGGUUCACUCUUGUCCCAAAGCGUUCCUCGUGACCGGCUGCUUGGAGUCAUUUUUCAUGGAGUAGAGAACCGACUGUGUAUCCGCAUGCGCUUUUGACAACAUAAUUUUCUAUGGAUGGAAACCUCGGACUGUCUGAACCAGUUUCUGAACGGCACCUGUUGGAUUUGUGUCUUGUUUUAGAAGCUACGAUAGUCAGCGCUCGGCCAGUAUGAUGUGGUGGAUUCGUAUUGAUUCCGUGGCGAGGCGUGUUUAUAUCAAGUGGAACAGCGCCCUCUCAUUUUGCUGUGCCUGGCGUGUGUUGUUUGCCGUGUCCAUGAGGCCCAAACAUAUCUGUUUUCCCGAACGUACAUCUAUUCCGGAUGUAUUAUAGUGCCGUGAGAUUUUAAUAUUAUAUCAGCAAUAAACU